CACUCGCAAAGUCAUUGCACAUACCCCCUUCCCGAGGUCUGCACGCGCAAUUUUCAAACAUGACCUGGUAUCCGAUCGACAAGACCGAGAGGUGCCUGAUGCACAACUCCGCGGGGGUCGCCUACGAGUCGCUCCCCUGCCUUUACGAGAACACCAUCGGCCUGACCUAUACGAGCAUCGAAAAGGGCUACAACCCCAUCAACGUCCGCGACAGCAUGACGGAAAACCCCUGGGUUCCGGUCCUGGCCAUUGCCAUGUACGGGAUCAUGAUCGGGGUCGGCCGAACCUACUUUAGCACCCGGGAGGCCUGGAGCUGGAGGACCGCCCUCGCCCUCUGGAACCUGGGCCUCUCGGUCUUUUCGCUGAUCGGUUUCUGUCGGGUCGCCCCGCAGCUGAUCCACAACCUCUACCACUACUCGCUCUCGGAAAACGUCUGCUUCGAUCCCGAGCAGAUGUACGGGUCGGACCGGAUGGUGGGAACCUGGGUCCAGCUCUUUGUGUUGAGCAAGUUUCCGUAAGUUGGACUGGAGUGAAUCCGUAUCGGGAUGGAUUCGGUAUUGAGUUGGUCGCUUUCGAUAGUUGCAAUCCAUUGGUAGUCGUCAUCUCUCGGAGGUGACCGAUUGCUCGUUACCAAAAGAGACGCUUUGUGUCCGCGAUGGUAGUUGACACCCAUGACUGAUAUCUGACUUUGUUCCAUUCCUCUUGUUUUCCAACCGACAAACAAAACACACGAACAAACGUUUCAAUGAACGAAUGCAUGUAUGAAUCACCACUACCACCAAUGCAACAAAAACACAACUUCUUGCUUUGCCGACAGUGAAUUGAUCGACACCUUCUUCAUCGUCAUCCACAAAAAGCCGCUCAUCCUGCUGCACUGGUACCACCACAUCUCCGUCCUGGCCUACUGCUGGCACUCCUACGUCACUAAGGCGCCCCCCGGGAUCGUCUUUUGCGUCAUGAACUACGCGGUGCACGCCAUUAUGUAUUUCUACUACUUUUUGAUGGCCGUCAAGCGCAAGCCCAAGUGGUUCAACAGCAUGUACAUCACCGUCUCGCAGAUCUCGCAGAUGGUCGUGGGGGUCAUCGUCACCAUCCUGGGCUUUGUCGUUCCCCCGCUCUACACCAGCUCCACCGGCAACGAGUGCCACAUCAAGAAAGAAAACAACGCCGCGGCCCUGAUCAUGUACGGGAGCUACCUGAUGUUGUUCCUGCAGUUCUUUUUCAAGCGGUACUCGGGCAAGGGGGGAAAGACGAAGGCCACCAAGAAGGACUAACAAACCAGCGCGCAGACCAAGCCAAACGAAUGAACAACACGAAACCGA
Molecule: messenger RNA, 1322 nt
Organism: Pseudo-nitzschia multistriata
Lineage: Eukaryota; Bacillariophyta; Bacillariophyceae; Bacillariales; Bacillariaceae
Source: the annotation of a GenBank genome assembly